GUCACCCCAGUGGGGGUCUGAAACAUAAUGCUUAUUAUUAUUAUAUCUUUUGUUUUAAUGAGGAAUAGAAAAUUAGGAUAUUUUUAUCUUUAUUUAUUUUUUUAAUCUUGGACCAAUCAGCCAAAUAUUUCAGUUAACAAGUAUCCAUGCCUGCAAUGACAUGUAGUGACAAUCACUAAACAUUCCUCAAUUUUUUCUUGAACCCAUCGGUCAACUCUUCUUCUAUUUCCAUAUAAACCCUCAAAACCAAUCUCACCACUCACCUCAAAACCCAUCUAAAUUUUCUCUCUAAAUUAUCAAAAAAAUAAAAAUAAAAAUUCAUGGGUUCUGAAACACUGUCUGCCAAGCUUCCAACGGUCGAAUUCACGGGCGAAAACUUGAAGCCUGGCAAGAGUUCUUGGAUCGCCACGUGCCACGAAGUCCGUCGAGCACUCGAAGAGCAUGGUUGCUUUGUGGCAGUGUAUGAAAGAGUUGAUUUGGAGCUUGAUGAAGCAAUAUUCAGUGAAUUGGAGGAAUUGUUUGAUCUCCCAACAGAAACCAAAGUCCAAAACACUUCUGAUGUGCCUUACUUUGGCUAUGUUGGACAAUUGCCGUAUAUUCCUUUAUAUGAGAGUAUGGGGAUUAGUGAUCCACAGACUCUCCAAGGAACUCAAACUUUCACUAAACUCAUGUGGCCUGCCGGUAAUGACAAAUUCUGUGAAACAGUUUGUUCAUAUUCAAAGCUAGUCUCUCAACUAGAACAGACAGUGAAGAGAAUGGUAUUUGAAAGCUAUGGUGUAGAGAAGUGUUUUGAAAAUCAUGAUAUUGGAUCAACCAGUUACCUUCUUAAAGCCACAAAAUACAAAGCUCCCAAGAUCAAUGAGAUGGAUAUUGGGCUAACCAGUCACACUGACAAGAGCUUCAUAACAAUACUUCAUCAAAACCAAGUUAAUGGUUUGGAGGUGAAGUCCAACAAUGGAGAGUGGAUUGGUUUUGAGGAGCACUUGCCUUCAUCUUUUGUGGUCAUGGCAGGAGAUGCUUUCAUGGCAUGGAGCAACAACAGAAUACAUUCACCUUCCCAUAGAGUUGUUAUGAGAGGGGACAAAACAAGAUACUCAUUGGGACUCUUUUCAAUCAACAAAGGGACUAUACAUAUACCUCGAGAGCUUGUUGAUGAACAACACCCACUUCAGUUUCACCCAUUUGAUAAUUUAGGAUUACUUCUGUACUCUUACGCAGAUGUGUAUACCAGAAGUGAAAGCUGUAUUAAGGACUACUGUGGUAUUUAGAGCUCAGAUUUGCUAAAAUUCAACAUCUCAACUUUACAUGUGAA
Messenger RNA from Camellia sinensis, 1312 nucleotides. RefSeq names its product putative 2-oxoglutarate-dependent dioxygenase AOP1. The record is from RefSeq and is a predicted model, not a curated record. NCBI's taxonomy places the organism in Eukaryota, Viridiplantae, Streptophyta, Magnoliopsida, Ericales, Theaceae.